This is a messenger RNA of Aspergillus aculeatinus CBS 121060, 495 nucleotides long. RefSeq names its product putative oligosaccharyl transferase subunit Dad1. Gene Ontology annotation, cellular component: membrane; oligosaccharyltransferase complex. Gene Ontology annotation, biological process: protein N-linked glycosylation. The coding region runs from base 1 to 495 and encodes 164 amino acids. Lineage: Eukaryota; Fungi; Ascomycota; Eurotiomycetes; Eurotiales; Aspergillaceae. The record is from RefSeq and is a predicted model, not a curated record. The transcript is spliced from 3 exons.
AUGCCUGCCAAACGCACCGCCGCCGCCGCCGGCCCCGUCCCCGCACCCUCACCUCCAACUAUACCUUCAUCCUCCACCACCACCGCUGCUGCUGCUCCUGCCUCCUCCUCCUCCUCCUCCCUCUCCUCCGGCCCCAAGACCCUAACCACCAACUCCUCCGUCCUCGACAUCGCCCACACCGUGUGGCAGCAAUACCUCGCCACGACCCCGCAGCGCACGCUCCUGCUCGACGCCUUCAUGGGCUUUUUAGUCCUGGUCGGCGGCGUGCAAUUCCUCUACUGUGUUCUGGCCGGCAAUUACCCCUUCAACGCCUUCCUGAGCGGCUUCUCGGCCGCGGUGGGCCAGUUCGUGCUUACCGCCAGUUUGCGCAUGCAGACUUCCCCUUCUUCGGCUGCGGCUGCGGCGGUCCUGACUCCUUCGGGAAUUAGGGCGUUCGCGGAUUAUAUCUUCGGGAGCUUGAUCUUGCAUUUCUUCUGUAUUAACUUUAUUAACUGA